AUGCCGCGAAGCGAAACUGGCGCGACCACCACCGACCAACUGGACGACGCAAUAAACGUGCCAAUUGAAUCAUUACCGGGUGGCAAUAAUGAGAAAUCAUUCACGUUAUCCCCUUCCAAGGAUGAUGAGGAACCUUCGCUUCUCUCUAUGGAAGGUCCAUCAGUCGUCGAUGGCUUGUCCACUAGGCAACACAUCGCCUUCAUCGCUAUUAUCUGCAGCGCUCAGUUUUUGAACAUGUCCGGGCUGGGACAGACUCUGGGGGUGAUGCAGCUCAUCGGGGAUGCCUUUGGAAUGAAUUCGGAUCAGUUCCCCUGGCUGGUGGCAGGAUACAGCCUUACGGCGGGAACCUUUGUCCUCGUGGCAGGUCGCAUGGGCGAUUGCUUUGGCUACAAACCACUCUUCCUCGGUGGCAUGGUCUGGUUCUCCCUCUGGUCGGUCAUCUCCGGUUUGAGUGUUUACGCCAGUUCAGGCACUAUGUUUAUCAUCGCUCGGACGCUCCAAGGAAUCGGCCCUGCAGUCCUCCUCCCCAACGCCCUGGCUAUCUUGGGCGUCUCAUGCCGCGCGGGGAUUCAGAAGAAUAUGGCAUUUGCCCUGUUUGGCGCUAGUUCCCCUCUAGGAGGCGUGGGUGGAUAUCUCGUCGCCGGACUCUUCAACUUGGCUUGGUGGCCAUGGGCGUUUUGGAGCACGGGAAUCAUCCAAGCGGUUCUAGUCGUGGUGGGCAUCUUCGCCAUUCCCCGCCUGCCCAAAAGUCCCGACCAGAGCAACAAUAUGAACAAAUCUCUGCAGGAAAAGAUUGAACAGCUCGAUGUGUGGGGAUCAGUCUCUGGCGUGGCCGCCUUGGUGCUGAUCAAUUUCGCGUGGAAUCAAGGGUCCUCAGUGGGCUGGAAACAGCCCUAUAUAGCCGUCACUCUCGCCCUGGGCUUAAUCUUUGCCGCGGUCUUCUUCGUGAUUGAACGUUGGUUUGCCAAGGUGCCUCUGAUCCCCUUUACAGCCUUCACAGGCAAUGUUCCGCUCGUGGUCUCUUGCAUCGCAUGUGGAUGGGCUUGUUUUGGGAUCUGGGUCUUCUAUAUCUCCGAGUUCUUUCUGGUGCUCCGAGGCACAUCCCCGAUUCUGCUCGCCGCGUGCAUGUCACCGCUGGCAAUAGUCGGACUACUCGCCUCUGUCGUGGUCGGGGCGCUGCUUCACCGCAUCCCCGUCUCCUGGAUCAUGACAUUUUCCCUGACCUGCUUCAUGAUUGGGACCGUUCUCCUCGCUACGACCCCAGUGGAGCAGACAUAUUGGGCGCAGCUUUUCGUCGGGAUGCUAAUCAUCCCGUGGGGUAUGGAGACGUCGUUCCCGACCGCUACGGUGCUUAUUUCCAACACGAUGAAGAGUGAGCAGCAAGGCAUGGGCGCGUCUCUUGUAGCUACCAUAGUCAACUACAGUAUCUCCCUGGGUCUCGGGGUCGGGGCCACCGUGCAGUUGUAUGUCGCACAUAGAAGCGAGGAACAGGAUCAAUUGCUUCAUGGCUACCGCGCCGCCCUGUGGACGGGCGUGGGAUUUGCGGGCGUGGGUGUCAUUCUCAGUCUGCUCAUGAUCGCUCGCUCCUCUCAUUCUACGUCAAAAUCCUUGGAUUCGGCAGCUAUUACGGACUCUGGGAGGUAG
Messenger RNA from Penicillium macrosclerotiorum, 1644 nucleotides. RefSeq names its product MFS transporter. Gene Ontology annotation, cellular component: membrane. Gene Ontology annotation, molecular function: transmembrane transporter activity. Bases 1 to 1644 code for a protein of 547 amino acids. The record is from RefSeq and is a predicted model, not a curated record. Lineage: Eukaryota; Fungi; Ascomycota; Eurotiomycetes; Eurotiales; Aspergillaceae. Gene Ontology annotation, biological process: transmembrane transport. The transcript has a single exon.